Messenger RNA from Cherax quadricarinatus, 403 nucleotides. The record is from RefSeq and is a predicted model, not a curated record. NCBI's taxonomy places the organism in Eukaryota, Metazoa, Arthropoda, Malacostraca, Decapoda, Parastacidae.
CUAUAAUUUUGUUUUACUAAUCUUGUAAUUUAUUUUUCAGAUGCGUAUGGCUCCGCUUGGUCUAGAUAACCUGAUAGUAGUAAAUGAUGAGGCCCGCCACUUCGCUUAUGAAGUUUCUAGGCGAGGUGGGGGAGGUGUUGACAGCAAACAGGAGGGAGGACCAGCAAGUCAAGGUCCAAAGGAGCGCAAGUGGAAGGUUGGAGAACUGGAGUUUGAAGCUCUCAUGAGAUCCCUUGAUAAUGCUGGGCUUAGAACAGGAUACAUCUACCGACGGCCUCUGCUUAAACAAGAAACUGCUAGGCUACAAAGUGAUGUUGCACUUCCACCAACAGCCUCCAAUUACACACACCUAUUUGAUGAGGAUGACAUAACAAGGAGGUAUGCUUAGAUUCUAAUGUUUGUU